AUGUUCUCAUUACUUUGUCAUCUGCUAUCAGCUUUUGUUGGGGCUGUUUUACCUGUAUUUUAUUCGUACAAAACUAUAAAGAAACCUAGCCAAAAGAUGCUGUCGUAUUGGUCGAAAUAUUGGGCAGUUUUUGGAUCUUUUCUCGCAGUAGAUGCUGUGUUGGAUUCCUUGUUCAUACACUACUUUGUUCCAUUCUAUGAGUUCGGAAAGUUGAUGUUUCUUAUAUGGGCUGUCAAUCCGUACACUGCCGGAGCACAAUUUGUCUUCGACAAAAUACUUGCUCCUUUCAUUAAACGUCAUGAGAAGGAAAUGGAUAUCUACGUUGAGUGCAUGAUCGACGGUGUAGUUACCCGUGGUCCCGAACUGGCAAUCACGCACAACACGGCAUCGCUCGAAUUCGCGCAGAAUGAAAGGUGUUUCACAAAAUGGGUGAUGAAACUUGAUAUGAAGAGAACGCCCGUACUUACCCAAUCAAAGCUGUGUAUGCCGUCCAAGUUAUCUACAGUCGGGGAGAAACGUGUUGCCGGAUCAACGUUGUGGAAUGCGGCAAGAAAUCUCCAUGCUUUGUCUCGCAUGAGGACGGAUACUCUUGGACGUGCUUUGCUUCAAGGUGAACAAAGAAUUACUAUUGCGGAAAUUUUAACCGAUCAAGAGGAAGAAGAAGCGGAACUAAAUGCUCUCGAAGCUGCUCCAGUGAUCGCGGAGGUCAAGGCUGAGGAGCCCGAGUCUGACGAUGAAGUUAUUUUCGUUGACCCACAUCAACACAUGGACAGAACUAUGACAUCAAAAUCAUCUGCAUCAGCAUCUUCGAAGACGCCUUUGCCAACAAAACGAAGAAGAGGACGGAGACCAUCAUCAAAUGUUACUCGCAAAAAGAAUAAUAGAAAUGCCAAACGCGCAAAUUCCGGUGAACUUGCAUUUGAAACUUUUGAAGACGACAUGCCCAAGAGGCCGAUGCGUCGAAGCAAUCGUGUCGCCUCUGUGGCUUCGAAAAAACAACUAGUCAUAGUUGGAGAUGAUAUGACUGGAGAAGAAUAG
Molecule: messenger RNA, 1038 nt
Organism: Necator americanus (New World hookworm)
Lineage: Eukaryota; Metazoa; Nematoda; Chromadorea; Rhabditida; Ancylostomatidae
Exons: 10
Coding region: 1-1038 (345 amino acids)
Source: RefSeq, a predicted model, not a curated record